This is a messenger RNA of Haemonchus placei, 816 nucleotides long. Lineage: Eukaryota; Metazoa; Nematoda; Chromadorea; Rhabditida; Trichostrongylidae. The record is from the annotation of a GenBank genome assembly.
GAAAUAGAACUAAUCGAUAUUGAAGCGACAGCGCUUGAUGCUCUGGUUAAUUUCUGCUAUUCUGGUGAGAUACAGAUCAGCGACGUCAACGUUCCGAGCACCCUCCACGCUGCUUGUCUGCUCCAGUUGAACGACGUCAAGGAGGCCUGCUGUGAGUUUUUGAAAAAGCAGUUACGCCCGUCAAAUUGCCUGGGAGUUCGAGAGUUUGCCGAUACUCACUCCUGUCGAGAGCUUGUUCGUUGUGCUGAUAACUACAUUUUGGAGAAUUUUCAGGUCAUUAUAGGCACUGAAGAGUUUCAUCAGCUUCCAAAAAAUCAGUUGGUUCAGUUCCUAUCUAAUGAUGAGCUCAUUGCACCUCUCGUAGAACAGACUUCUAUUCAACUUUUGCAGCUGUUGGAGUACGUACGACUUCCUCUUUGUCGGCCGGAGUUCCUUGUCAACACAGUAAGUAAAAAUGCGCUUGUGAUGGCUGACGCCACCUGCCGCAAUUUUGUCGACCAGGCAAAGGAUGACCUUAUUCUUCAGUUUUCUAUACUUGAAUGUUCGAAUAUGAGAGGGAAGUGCACUCGAGCACGUGGUGUGGUUGCUGAAGGAAUCUAUGUUGUGGGUGGAAUAAACGAGAGAAGCGUCGAACGUCUGGAUCGCGAAGGUAAUAAUCGUGUGUGGCAGUACGUUGCUCCUUUGAACCACAAAAGGUGCUAUGGCGGCGUUGCUGUUGUCGACAGGUCCAUUUAUGCUGUGUGUGGCUACUGUCCGGGCAUCGGUAUUUUGAACAGCAUCGAGAGGUACUGCGUUUUUAACUGUAAAACAGAUUAG